Messenger RNA from Eleginops maclovinus (Patagonian blennie), 2700 nucleotides. It is a transcript of the gene sirt7, whose product is annotated as sirtuin 7. The coding region runs from base 97 to 1320 and encodes 407 amino acids. Lineage: Eukaryota; Metazoa; Chordata; Actinopteri; Perciformes; Eleginopidae. The transcript has 10 exons. Gene Ontology annotation, molecular function: NAD+ binding; histone H3K18 deacetylase activity, NAD-dependent. Gene Ontology annotation, cellular component: nucleus; chromatin. The record is from RefSeq and is a predicted model, not a curated record.
CAGUUCAUUACACGGACAACAUCCGUCCCGCUGGUAUGUGGUCGCUGUGUGUUGUGUUUUGAAUAGAAAGCCACCUAUCAGCUGAUUCAAAACGGGAUGGAAGAGGAGGCAGAAACCGGUGUUCCUUCACGGAUCGAGAGGAAGGCUUUGCAAAAGGCCAAAAUACUUCAAAGAGAAAACGAAAGGAACAUUUUCAGAGUGGUGGGACAAGUCCUGAAGAAACCUGAGGGUGAGCGGUCAGAGGAGGAGGCUGCUGUGUUACUGCUGCAUAGAGAAACUGUGGAGGAGCUUUGCAAGAGACAAGUUCGCAGAAAUGUGCUCAAGAGGAAGCAGGAGGAGAUGUUUGAUGAGGCUGAUGAGCUGAGGAGUAAAGUCAGGCAGCUCGCUGCGGCAGUGAAGCAAGCAAAGCACCUGGUGGUAUACACUGGAGCCGGCAUCAGUACGGCAGCUUCUAUCCCUGACUACAGGGGGCCUAAUGGAGUGUGGACGCUGCUUCAGAAGGGAAGGUCAAUCAGUUCGUCUGACCUGAGUAAAGCUGAGCCGACCCUCACGCACAUGUGCGUUAGGAUGCUACAUAAGGAAAAGCUGGUACAGCAUGUCGUUUCUCAAAACUGUGACGGGCUUCACUUGCGUAGCGGGCUACCCAGACAUGCCCUGUCUGAGCUUCAUGGAAACAUGUUUAUUGAGGUGUGUACAUCCUGUAGCCCGGUCAGGGAGUACGUGCGUUUAUUUGACGUGACGGAGCGAACGUCGCUGCACCGCCACGGGACAGGCCGCAGGUGCAGCCACUGUGGAAGUGAACUCAGGGACACCAUUGUGCACUUUGGGGAGCGAGGAACCCUGGAGCAGCCUCUUAACUGGAAAGGAGCGGCAGAGGCUGCAGAGACGGCCGAUGUUAUCCUCUGCUUAGGCUCCAGCCUAAAGGUGCUGAGGAAAUACGCUUGUCUGUGGGGCAUGAACAAACCAGCAAGCAGAAGACCCAAACUAUACAUCGUCAACCUCCAGUGGACACCAAAAGAUGAUUUGGCUGCACUGAAAAUGAAUGGCAAGUGUGAUGACGUCAUGAGGCUCCUGAUGGAGGAGCUUAACAUCCUGGUUCCUGCUUACGACAGGGCGAAGGAUCCUGUCUUCAGUCUAGCCGUAACUCUGCGGCAGGAAGAGGUGGACAGCCAUACUCGUGAGGUUAUCGCUCCCCUUGAUGUGCGGCAGGAAUGCGUACCUGACUCUGGAGAGCAGGCAGAAGAAGCCACAGCUGUGCAGGGCGGCUGGUUUGGUCGAGGCUAUGGCAAAGGAAGGAAGAAGAAGAAAAAAGCUGUAUGAUCAGACAGACUUUAAAGAAGCAUACGAUGUAGUCUAGUAUGGCAAGUGAUCAUUGAAUCUAAAGAGGGAUUAUAAUUCAGUCCCAUACUAAGGAGGAAUUGGUCUUUAGGGUGCUAUUCUGUCUUUUUGGCUGGGUUCUAGCCACAUGCGGUGUGUGUUUGAAGGGAAACUUAAGCUAAGUGUUUGCCAUUCGAAUAUGGCACCAUAUAUUUAUUAUUUUAUACCGAGUGUAAAAGCAACAUAAUGCAGAUUCCGUAUUAUGACCAUUGGGAGUGCAAUGCAACAAGUGUGACUGUCACAAUGGAUACCAGUUGUAAGGUUUUUUAAAGAAAAUAUAUCAAAGGGUCCAAAGAGAGCAAUGCUGCGGCAUUAUCAUUUUUUAAUAAUGUCCCUGUGAAUGAGUAUGUCACAAACACUUUAAGGACAUAAUGUUUUUACAGCCUACUUGAAGUCAACCGCUGGCGAAUGAUCCUCAUAACAUCAUGUUUUUUAUGCAGUAACAUUCAGCAACCUUACUGUAAUAUAUGUUUACCAAUUUGUUUAGUAUGAGCAUAAGCCAAACGUAAAUCAUGAGUAAUGGUACCUUUCAGUGUUUAUAAGUGGCAAAUAGAACAUCGGUAUCGUACAUACUGUAUGGCUGAGUUUUGAUUGUGGUGAUGCUACAACUUUUACUGAGAAGAGAUUUACAAAGUUUUCUACAUGUAUGACUUGGAGUUAAAUAUAUUUUCUAGUAUUUUCAGAUGUUUGAAAUGUGCAUUGUCGAACUUACCUUUUUGAAUGAGUUUUUUUUUUUUUACUGUUGAUCUUUUUUUUAAGGUAUUUUAACAGUCAACUCUCAUUCUGCUGUUAUUCAUCCUCAGGUUAGUAGGCUACAUAGUACAGCUACUACUGCACCUUGUACAAGAUGUAGAAUUUGCCUAUGUUUACAUUUUUGUCCAAACUUUUAUGCAGACACUCACAGAAAUGUUAGAAGGAACGCGUAUUGUUAAAUGUAUACUUAAACUAUAAUUACCUGUUCACUUUUAUCAUGUCCAUUUUUUGUUUACUUGAGUAAUUGAAAACAGCCAAAUAUGUAUCUCUAUUGAUUUGUCUCAGGGAGAUCCAGUGUUUAUUGUGUCAUCCUGAGUUUAGUUUCAGAGGUUAUUAAAGGCCUGACUAAACACAAUUGAUAAUGACAUUAAUAAUUAAUAUCUUAUAAUAAACUACACUUGGUCUUUAGAUCUGACUUAGCAGUACUGUAGCAUAACCUGUUACCUGUAUUAUCUCUGCUUUUUGUGAUGAUUUGGCCUGUAAUUGUUUUUGUUUUUUAAUUAUCUUUUGUUUAACUUAUUUAAUAAAACAUUUUCUGUUUUAUCUCUUAAAUGGAAGAGACUUAACUUA